Molecule: messenger RNA, 1058 nt
Organism: Ipomoea nil (Japanese morning glory)
Lineage: Eukaryota; Viridiplantae; Streptophyta; Magnoliopsida; Solanales; Convolvulaceae
Product: protein LIGHT-DEPENDENT SHORT HYPOCOTYLS 10-like
Exons: 1
Coding region: 227-745 (172 amino acids)
Biological process (GO): response to light stimulus; mRNA transcription
Cellular component (GO): nucleus
Source: RefSeq, a predicted model, not a curated record
UUAAAGGUGGAAAAUAAUGUGGUGUAGGAAGAAAAAGAGGGCACCUAAAGCACUUUAAUUUCUUUGGCCCCAUUCCAUAUAUCUCUAAUCUCUUCUAUUUCUCCCCCAUGAUUUCAUUAAUAUCUCAUCAUCCAUUCCCAUUCCUAUAUAAUUCCCACUUCGCCAUUGACAAAACUUCUCAAACCUUAAAAGAUCAGAUCAGACAACGUUAAUAACUACCAUAUAUAUGAUGAUGUCGUCGGGGGAAGGAUCAUCAUCAUCAUCAUCCCGACAAGCUCCCCAGCAGCCACUGGUUCAACUGAGCCGGUACGAGUCGCAGAAGCGGCGGGAUUGGAACACGUUCGGACAGUACCUGAGGAACCAACGGCCGCCGGUGGCGUUAUCCCACUGCGACUACACCCACGUCCUAGAUUUCAUGGCCUACCUCGACCAGUUCGGAAAGACUAAGGUGCAUUUGCAAGGGUGCUUGUUUUUCGGGCAGGCCGAACCGGGCGGCCCAUGCACGUGCCCGCUGAGGCAAGCUUGGGGGAGCCUGGACGCGCUCAUUGGCCGCUUGAGAGCCGCCUUCGAAGAGAACGGCGGCUCGCCGGAGACCAACCCCUUCGCCAACGGCGCAAUCCGGAUGUAUCUCCGGGAGGUGAGAGAUAUGCAGGCUAAAGCAAGAGGGAUCCCAUACAAGAAGAAGAAGAAAAAGAAGACUACUAUUACUACUGCUACUACUACUAUGGAAGAAGAGACCAUAUGAUGCUGCCAUCAAGCAAUGAGAUUCAAUCUUCUUGAAUAGGGUUUCUGAGGACAAAAUGGUAAAAUUGCCAUAAUAUGCAUGCUUUUUUAAAUUAAUUUGCAAUAAUUUAAGAUCAGAGGGCAUUUUAAUAAAUUAUUGUUAAUUUUAAUUAAUGUAUGUCAUGAAGAAAUCAACCCUAAACUAGAGUUUUUAAAAACCCUAGUACGUACUUAUGUUGUUGCAUGUGUCAAUAUGUCAUGUCCCUUUUAUCAUUCUUGAGAGUAAACUGCAAAAGAUCUAAAAAUAUAAAUAAAUAAUGCAAGGUCUUUUUUUA